AUGUCUGUUUCUUUAGGAAAAGACCUCAGAAAUCAACUCUUUCACAUUUCCCUGCACCCAUUCCCCCAGUGUUCAUCAGCUUUUCCAUGCUGUGUUCUAUUCCAGACUUUCACUGGGAAUUUUGUCUACUACAUCCAGCCAGUGCUUCCAGAGGACCUUGUGAAAGCAGUCCUGGAGAAAAUAGGUUAUGUUGCAACUACAGCGACAGAGUUUUCACUUGUCAAAAAGAGAAACAAUGAGGAAAUGAAGCAGACUGCAUUUGAGAUAUUCCUGGCAAGAAUCGAGUGUGAAGCCAUCCUUGAGAUGACAAAUGAAGAAAAGUAUGGCAAUUUGGAGAGGAGCCCACAGCAGGGAACACAAACACAUCAGCAUCGAGGAGAGGAGGAUGAGGAAGAUCAGACACCCCAGAGAGGAGACGCUGAAAGUCUGGGAAAUGAAGGGAACAGUGAGACACCUUUGUGCCUUGCUCCCCAGCAGAAGUGUUCAGCUACCUGUGCUGCAUCCUUUGAAGCCGCUGGGAAUGUGAGGAUCAAAGGGAACGCGGCUCAGUCAGCAGCUGCUGCAUCCCCCGGCAGCCUGCAGGAGCACCAAAGGCAAGGCACCAACAGCACCCAUCUCCCGGGCAAGUGCUCAGACAGCGAGGACUUCCUGAUCAAAUACAGUGACAUUGUCAUAGGGCAAACACCCAUCUUCAGUGAGAAUCUCUCUCCAAAGGCUUUGGAAAAGGAGCCAGGAGCCAGGCUGAGCGAGGAGUGUGCCUUGGCAGGGGCUGCAGAGUUGGCUGCACGAGCGCCAGGGCCUGCACCUCUGUCCCCAGGAGCCAGCGGCCCCCCUGCCUUUGACAUGUUUGUUGACAGCCCCUGUGACGCCAAAACCAUCUUGGAGUUUGAAGCUCCAGGAGUCCCAGAAGGAUCAAUUGAAGCAGAAAUUAAUGAUGCCAUAAACUGCAUAGAUCCAGCCCCUGGUGAUGAACCCACUGAGCUGAAGUCUCUGCCCUACAAGGACUUUGCCCAAAACUGCAGCAUCCCCAGGGAAGAAGAUGUUUGUGAGCUGUCUUUAACCUUCACAGAACUACAAAUCAAGGAUGCUCAGGAAGCACUUACAUAUCCAGUGGAGGAAACUGGCCAGCCUGAGGCAGUGGCCUAUGCAGGAACAAGUGACAGGCACGUUAGAGAAUUUAAUCACUCCCAAAUAAAACAGACUUUCCUGACUGAUGCUGAGCUGCACAAGAGAGCAGCUCCAAACACGGAGCCACCUUCAGGUCUGUGCUGUACUGCUGGGCACACAGAGGAUUCCACUCCUGCUUCUGACAGCAGGAGACUAUUCAUGGAUCCUGCUAAGACACAUCCAGCUUCUGAGUGCUUCAGGCACGUCAGAGAGCCCCCCAACCUCACCUACAUCCCCCCCCAGAGCAUUGAUGUGCGGCCCUCACACGGGGGCAGGAGCAGCGCACGGGGCAGGAGGAGCCUGCUGCAGCCUGCAGCUGGCUCUGCUCCAGGCAGGGAAGGGAAGCUGGAGAACUGUAACUCCCAAGAGACUGACAGCCAGGAACCUUAUGUCAUCAUUGACAGAACCGACCAGGCAGUGCUGUGCCAUCACACCUGAGGCUCUAGUGCUUCAUUGGUAAUUACCUGGGGGGAUUGUCCUCUCACCUGUGGCCUUGAUCCUGUUGUCAGGGAGAUGUUUAGCUUUGUCAAAACAGUUCUAAAAAAACCCAACCACAUCACUGCUUUGGGACAGUAAAUAGCAGUAGUUAUACAAAUUCUUAAUUUCACAAGGAAACCUGAAUGGUAACCUUAAUAAAGGGUAGGCAAACUGCUAUAAAUUCAAAUCCAUUUAAUUCAUCAGUCAGAUUCCUUCUGGCUGUUCUUAAUGACAGACAGGUUUCUUCAGCUGGGCAUCCUACUUUUCUUUUUUCCCUUCACAGACCUAUUCCUAGAAUAUUCUUCCAGUACAAAGAAAAUUCUUCUAAACUGGAAGACCCAGCUUUAGAAAUGCCAUACUAGAGUGUACUUCUGUUAUCUCUGCAUUCCUUUGAAGCUGUGUCUGAGUUGAUCUUCCUCCUGACUUCAGCUGAAUACAGGUUUAGAAAGUUUUAUAACAUUCCUUUAGCUUUAAAGAGGAAAACAGCUCUGUGAACACUUGGUUUUGUAGAGGCAUUACCUGUGUUACAGGUUUUAUAUCCACCUCCAUUUGUUACCAAAGUAUUUUGUGGCCACCACCACAAUUUCCAAGAGAAGCCUUGAGCAUUUUAACUGGCAGCCAGCAGAGAGGUCCAGCCACGGCUGCCAUUUCCCUUGCCCCUGCUCCUGAUACUUAAUUCUGCACCAGAAGUUCACAGAGUUUUUCUGCAGGCCAGUUCAUCUCACUAAAAUGAAGGGAAAACAAUCUCAUUCUUUGCCUUUUUAGUGGCAGGAAAAAAAUCUGCUCAGAGAAGGAUCCCAGUGAGCAGCAGAGGCAGGAUGAGGGAUCUCCUGCAGGUGGGAGUGCUGUGUGGAAAGCUCAGGAGUGUUGGAUCAGCUGGAAGCUCCCAGCACUGAGAGCCUGUGUCCCACACAGCUCUGAAUUCUUUUAGGAAAGUGCACUGCUGCUGUGCUUAGGCACAGUCUGCAGUGCUGCUUCAUACAGGUACCUCCAAGGGUUGCCAGAGGUUGGUGCCAGACUCUUCUGGGUGGUGCCCAGCAGCAGGAUGAGGAGCUAUGGCCAUAAACUAAAACACAAAAAAUUUCAUCUCAACAUGAAGAAGAACUUG
This is a messenger RNA of Cyanistes caeruleus (blue tit), 2752 nucleotides long. NCBI's taxonomy places the organism in Eukaryota, Metazoa, Chordata, Aves, Passeriformes, Paridae. The record is from RefSeq and is a predicted model, not a curated record.